Molecule: messenger RNA, 2886 nt
Organism: Cephus cinctus (wheat stem sawfly)
Lineage: Eukaryota; Metazoa; Arthropoda; Insecta; Hymenoptera; Cephidae
Exons: 3
Coding region: 121-624 (167 amino acids)
Biological process (GO): negative regulation of smoothened signaling pathway
Cellular component (GO): ciliary membrane; Golgi apparatus
Source: RefSeq, a predicted model, not a curated record
UUACGUUUCAGUAUGAAAUUGUAUGAAACUCGCAGAUGUCAAAACAAGCACAACGCACCAACGAUGCAGGACUCGCUGUUAAAUAGCUUUUUUUAAAACUGCGCUUCAAACAAUAAGAAAAUGGAUAAAUUAACAAUAAUUUCUGGAACAUUGUUUCUAGCCGCUGAUAUAUUCGCAAUAGUAAGCUUGGGUAUGCCUGACUGGAUUAUUACAGAUGUCGGCGGUGAUACAAGAUUGGGGUUAAUGUGGUCUUGUAUGACACUGUAUAAUAGGCCACAAAUGUGUUAUACUCCUGAUUUACAACCAGAGUGGUUAAUGGCACUUGUUUGUAUAUGUAUGGGUUGUAUUUUGAUAACGACAACUAUAAUACUUUUGGCCAGUUCACCAUGGGAUCAUAAUGCAAUUCCCUAUGCCCGAUGGAUUGGAUUUACUGCAAUGGUGCUGUUUUGUCUUGCAGCAGUGAUAUUUCCAAUGGGCUUUCACGUAGAUGAAAUUGGUGGACAGCCAUACCAACUACCUAAUUCGCAUCAAGUUGGAAUCUCUUAUAUUCUUUUUGUCCUGGCACUUUGGAUUACAGUAAUCUCUGAACUAUUUGCAGGCAAAGUGUGCUUGCCGCAUUUUUAGCAUCUUCCAAUUCAUUUUAUUUUCUUAUUUCUCUUAUUUGGUAUUAUGUACUUUGCAUACAACUAUCCAAAAGGGAUUAUAAUGCCAAGCUUUAAGGGAUUGGAAUUUUAAGCUAACAAAUAAUUGAUCCAAGGGGUAUUAAUUUUAAUUUUAUUAGUUAUUCUGAGAACGUUAGUCAGUUCUAUUUUGCAGUCAAAAAAGAUCUGAACUUAUGUUUAUAAUUGUAUAAAACAUUAUAAUUAUUUUGUUCAAUUAGGACAAUAUUUAAAGUAUAUUUAUACAUUUCUGGUAUCAUUCAACAAAUACUUGAUGUAUUUAUUACUAUCUUAUAUUGCAGGUCUUCAACUUUUUUCUAAAAUAUUGCUAUUUACGUUUAAAAAAGUAAAUUUAUAUCUGAUAUAAUUAAUUUCAUUGUUGAAGAUUAAACAUCAGCAUAAUACUUUUAAAGAAUUCCCUUAUCAUAUGCAGUAAAGUAAAAUGAACUCAUGGUAUAGUCGGUUCACGAGUGCAAUAUAUUUUAUUGACAGUUUGCAAAGAAUGGGACCCUAAGCGAAUUAUAUUCGACUUUCAAUAAAGUCACAGAAAUUUAUACUAAAAUAGAAAAAAUAUGUUUCGGUCCAUGUACGUGAUAUUUCGUAAUAAAAAUAUUAUGUAGAGCUAAUGUGGUUUGCUAAAGACUCAAUUUUAUUCAAUCUGUCAAAAAAAAAACACAUUGAACUCUUGGACCUACUAUACGUGAGGAUUUUAUAACGAUUAAUAAUUACAAUUAGUAAAACGAAUUGCAUAAGACAGCAAAUAUAGAAGUUUAUUACAAGUCGUUUGUACCAGUAACCACAAGAAAUUACGAACGUCUUUUAUUGAUCAACAAAAUACGGUUAUUUAAGUCUUUCAAUAUAUUCACAGAUUUUUAAUACAAAAUAAGUAUUUCUAAUGCAAAAGUACAAAUGCAUGUCUAAAAUAUGUCUACAUUCUGUACGAAUGGUUUUGCAAGCUCCUAAUGAUCAAUAGUUAUGCAAAACGACGAUUCAACUAGAAUCUCGGUUAAUUGUUUGACAUUCCUUAUAAAAAAUUCUCAUAUUGAAUAUAGAAAUCUUAACCAAAUGAUUUGUGCACAAUCGAAAUCCAGUAAAUUUUUAAGUAUAUUGUUAAACGGUAAAUGUACAAACGACUAACAUAUUUUGAUAGAAUGCAUCGAUCAAAAUUCUAUAGUAAUUGUUGCAAGGAUUAGGCAUAAAAUAUUGUACCAUGACCACGUACGAAUCAUAAUCUCGAAUGGCAUUGAUCGCGCAACAUUUUCAAUUUGUAUAUUUCAUAAAAUAAUAGCACGUCUAUGAUUGUUGUAAUAUUGUCCUUAUACUUUUGUUGUGCUCAUUAGAUAAAAAAAAUUAGCGUGCAAGUAAGAAUUUUUCGAAUACUUGUUUUAUACUAUUUAUAACAAUUUUAAGGUACUAUAGAUCAUGUAAACGCCGUCUCAUUCCAUUUUGUACUUGUCAUAUCGUGUUAAAUGUACGCGAAUAUAUACAUGCACGAUCAAUUAAGACUCGGUAAAAUACAACAGUCAUAUAAAAUCUAAAUGCAACAAUAUAAACUAUCUUGUGUGCGUAUUAUCACUUUCUGGUUCCCUGAUUUAUUUUUAAAUUGUCAUUAUUGCAAGACAUUUACCAAUAUAAAAACACUAUAAUAUUUUCAAUUUUCUCAAUCACAUCAGAUUCCUGCUUUAUACUCUUCAGGAAUAAACACGAUACUUUGAUCCAAUUUUAUUUAAAUGACUCUCGAAUGACGAUCUUAUACACAGAUUUAUCUGUGAUUCAGUAAUUUGUUGCAAUUAAUUACAUUAAUCCUCUCUUCCUACUGUUGGAUCUGAGAGACUCAGAAAAUCUGUGAACGUUUGAACACUGGGAAGAGAGGGUUGUAACAAAAAGAAAAGUGCAUUGUGCCAAAUUAAAAAAAUCUUAUGUGCUCUUGCGUUUAACUAUAACAAUCAGUUAUCUUUCUCUCUGAAAGCAUGUACAUAGAUAUAUUAAAUGUAUUAUUUCCUAUGUGACGUGUUAUACGAAAGUUAAUAAUUUAUACUUGUAAAUAUUUUCUUCCAGAGUAUUUCAGUGCUUCUGUUAUAAAUUUUCAGAUUGAAACUAACAGACAACAGUAUAGCGGUCAAGGCCAAACUUUGAACUUUGUAUUUAUAUUAAAAUCUCGCUAUUUGUUAUUAUAUGUUUGUACAUAGUAACAAUAAUAUACACUUUGUUAAACUAUAAGUCCAAA